Molecule: messenger RNA, 1752 nt
Organism: Hydatigera taeniaeformis
Lineage: Eukaryota; Metazoa; Platyhelminthes; Cestoda; Cyclophyllidea; Taeniidae
Source: the annotation of a GenBank genome assembly
AUGGCCGAAGUUCCCUCUUCGAACCCAGCCUCCUCUAACGGUAUCGUUUCGGAUUCCGCUCAAUCAGUCUCAAUUGGUAUUUUAGAUGCUGAGGAGACUCGAAGGGACAAUCUCUUGGUUACGAAACCGCCUCUAAGUCCUGUUCCCACGCAUCAGUCGCAGUUCUCGCAUCGCACUUCUGCUUCUAGUACACUCCCUAGAGUUCCUCCGACCUCCUCUCGAACUAGUCCACCAAUUGGAGCUGUCGCCAGUCUUGCAAUUAGUGGAGGGAUGAGCCAAGAUGAACUCCUUCGCCUCGGGCAAAAUCGUCCCCUUCCUGUCUCCAUCCGCUCCACCCGUGCAGCUGCUGUUGUUCUACGUGGCGGAGGUGUGCGCGGAGGACCACGUAGAGGCCAUCACACUGCACCUCCUGGAACUGUUCACAUCGGUCGGGUGACACGCGUUGCAAGGUGUGACAUUUGCCUGUCCCCACCUAGUUCGGCCCUUUGCAGCUUUAACCCAAGUCCACGUGGCUCGCCUCUGCAUUUAACUCGUGUCGGAGGUAUCAUAGCUGAUACAAACGAUCGAAAGUCCUCUCUUCCAGUAUUGCCAACGGAUCAGUUGGUAAGAGUUGGACCUGGAACUGUAGUAAGCACUAGAGGACAGAGCUACGCACGGAUAAACUGGUAUCCUCAACCAUAUAAAUCGGCAUCAAUCGAAGCCACCUCGACGUCCAUUUCGCCACCGCUGCAGGCACUGCCGAACCCACCCAGUGUUAGCGGCGUUCAAGUUGAGAGUGCGAUUUCUUCGCAAGUAUCCAUGCUCUCUGAUGGCACUGAUAUUGCGGAGAGUAGUGGACGUGCGCCGAUCUCGCCAGACGGGCAUUCAACUAGUUCGGGGUUUUGUGAGGUUCCAGUGGAUGAUUGGAGGUCUUCCCAAAUGGUCCGUCAACCAACUGCUCCGUUCGGAUGGUUUUUCCCACCUUUGGAGCCUUGUUUUGUGAAAGGUACCUCUGAGAACCUAUUGCUGAUUUUGCAUUUUAUCACUUCGACAGUUGAAGUGCCAAUGGGGAACUUAAACCUCGGUUCCUGCCCCAUUCCAUCUACCUCGGAGGAGGCGGUUCAUUUUUUCGGCUCCUCCUACACUGCCAGUACGGCUGACUCGACCACCGUCACUGCCACCACCUCCACCAUGACUGCCUUCGACGCUGUCGUGCAACACUCACCUCCCAAAGGUGAAACCACCUACCAACAACGGCUGUAUCAUCAACACAUCGCUCGGAGUGUUCGCAAUCUCCGUCGCUUUCGUCACAUCUAUGGCGAUUCACUGACCUCGGUCCUGGCCUCAACGAAGGCACCCUCCAGUGAAGAACGAGAGAACUCCACCAGUUCAAUUCCUUCCAUGCAACAUCGACGAAGUUCAGCUGACGAAGCUUUGAUAGCUCGAGCCGUAGGCGAAAGGGAUGAGCCAUCAUCACCACCAUCACCGCCACCAUCAUCAGCCAAGCUGGUGUCAAACUUGGAACAGCGCCGCAGACGUCGGCACCUCUUCAUUUCUCAUCGGUCCGUUCACAGUGAGUCGCAACGCCAAGCGGGCGAGGCAAUUCCGGUGGCAACCGUGAUCGUAGCAUUGGAGAGCGAUGAGAACAUCAAACCGUCCAAAUCUUUGUGGCUUCAUCGAAGGUGUUUCGUGUACAAUGGAUGUAUAUUCCUGAUUUCUCUCACAGAAAAUGUGACUUCAGUACUCUCCACCAAAAGCAAGGUAAGUUGGUGA